Molecule: messenger RNA, 1190 nt
Organism: Nymphaea colorata (pocket water lily)
Lineage: Eukaryota; Viridiplantae; Streptophyta; Magnoliopsida; Nymphaeales; Nymphaeaceae
Product: photosynthetic NDH subunit of lumenal location 5, chloroplastic-like
Exons: 7
Coding region: 125-898 (257 amino acids)
Biological process (GO): protein peptidyl-prolyl isomerization; protein folding
Molecular function (GO): peptidyl-prolyl cis-trans isomerase activity
Source: RefSeq, a predicted model, not a curated record
GAAGAAUUGGAAACAAUCCCAAGGGCUAUUGUUGUCAUUCACUGCUCAAAUAAAACCCCUGGAGAAAUGCUUCACUAGUUAUCUGAAACCACUCUGGAAGGCCCCUGUGUUCCUGUUGAUAACAAUGGCUGCCUCUCUCACUAGUGCUCUGGGGAACGUGGGGACGGCAAUUUCGGGCACCCAAAGCGCUUGCUCGCGUCGGCUGCUUCCCUCUCCCUCGAGUUUCGUCAGGUUGAGAAGAUACCCGUCACCAUCCGAGUGUUCGUCCUCUCUUUUCUACUCUGUUUCGGGCGGUCUGCUUCCUCUUUCUUCGACUAGCCGACGAAGAGCCACUCUGGUGAGCUCCACUCGUGCUGCAUUGCAGGAAGCUGAAGUGCAGGGCAAGGUUACCAGCAAAGUUUAUUUCGAUAUAAGUAUUGGGAAUCCGGUGGGGAGCACCGUCGGAAGGAUUGUGAUUGGGUUGUAUGGUGAUGACGUCCCUCAGACCGCGGAGAAUUUCCGGGCCCUGUGUACAGGUGAAAAGGGGUUCGGAUACAAAGGCUCUACGUUCCAUCGUGUAAUUAAGGACUUCAUGAUUCAAGGAGGAGACUUCGACAAGGGAAAUGGAACUGGAGGAAAAAGUAUAUAUGGACGUACCUUCAAAGAUGAAAACUUCAAAUUCGUCCAUACGGGGCCUGGAAUUGUUAGCAUGGCAAACGCUGGACCCAACACAAAUGGAAGCCAGUUUUUCAUUUGCACUGUUAAGACGCCAUGGUUAGACCAGAGGCAUGUCGUCUUUGGGCAGGUGCUUGAGGGUAUGGAUAUUGUGAAGCUGAUUGAAUCACAGGAAACGGACCGAGGUGAUCGGCCUAAAAAGAAAGUAGUGAUCAGUGAUUGUGGCGAGCUUCCUGUGGUUUGAAAGAGGAUAUGCGUCAGAAUAAAACAAGCCAACCCAGCAUUUUGUUGUGUUUGAGGAAAAUGUUUUGUUUCUCAGGAGUUGCACUAUAUAGAGAUUAUGUUUCUAAUUAUGAGCUAAACCCAAGUGAGAUUUCCUGAAAUAUUUCCAUCAUUUUACAGGAGCUGAAGUUCUAAAUCCAUACCUAUGGAUCUUCGUGUUGUAUUGAUUAGUGCAUUGUGCAUGCCUAUUCAGUGCUUUUCCAAUACGAGGUUCAUCUAAUAGAGUAGAAUGAUCCUAGAAGCAGCUUCUGUAA